This is a messenger RNA of Archocentrus centrarchus (flier cichlid), 1596 nucleotides long. It is a transcript of the gene sox4a, whose product is annotated as SRY-box transcription factor 4a. The transcript has a single exon. Gene Ontology annotation, molecular function: RNA polymerase II cis-regulatory region sequence-specific DNA binding; DNA-binding transcription activator activity, RNA polymerase II-specific. Gene Ontology annotation, cellular component: nucleus. NCBI's taxonomy places the organism in Eukaryota, Metazoa, Chordata, Actinopteri, Cichliformes, Cichlidae. Gene Ontology annotation, biological process: brain development; negative regulation of transcription by RNA polymerase II; positive regulation of transcription by RNA polymerase II. The record is from RefSeq and is a predicted model, not a curated record. The coding region runs from base 453 to 1568 and encodes 371 amino acids.
GAGCGCACAGGAAACAGGGAGACUAUGAGAAAGCGCAGCCGCUCCAUUCAACCACAUGGUUUCUCAACCGCACAGACAAGCUGCGCUGCUGACAGCCAGGUUCACAUAAGGGACUCGCACUGCUGUUGCCCACAGCGGCGCGUUUUCAGCCUUGCUGGGCGAGUUUUCAGCCGCACAGGCAGUUGAAAGUUAGUUUCCGGAUUAUUAUUAUUAUUUUUCUUUUCGGUCGCUGAGAAGCGCAUUAGUAGAAAAGUUAAAGAGCCCAAGCGUUUCCAAAACGGGCUAAACUAAAAAGAGACAGAGAGUUUUGGGUGGACUUUUUUUUUUUAAAGACCUGUAUCCAGCAGUGCUCUGGCUCUAAGAACAAGUGAGGAAUAUUUUUGUGAAAGCCUGCAAGGCGUUUUUUUAACUUUGUGAAAGCAUUGAACAGUAUUUCCAGACACCUGGAAAAGAUGGUGCAGCACAUGAGCCAGACAGAGAGCGCCCACGCUCAUUCCCCCGGCGGGGACUCCACGGACACGGGAGAGAUGGACUUGGAGAUGGAUGCGUCUCCUACCCCAGAGUCCCCCUCCUCCCGGGAGCGGAGCGACUUAGCGUGGUGCAAAACUCCGACGGGGCACAUCAAGAGACCCAUGAACGCGUUCAUGGUCUGGUCCCAGAUCGAGAGGAGGAAGAUUAUGGAGCAGUCGCCGGAUAUGCACAACGCAGAGAUUUCCAAGCGGCUGGGGAAGCGCUGGAAGCUGCUGAAAGACACAGACAAGAUCCCGUUCAUUCGCGAGGCAGAGCGCCUGAGACUGAAACACAUGGCCGACUACCCAGACUACAAGUACCGACCCAGGAAGAAAGUCAAGUCGGGAAGCGGAGCGAGUAAGCAGGCGGAUCGCGGGGAGAAGAGCGGGGAGCGCAGUGCCAAGUCUGGGGUUAAAAGAAGCCCCGCAUCCAAAGGAGUGAGCAGGACGCACAAACAGGGGAGCGUCAAGAGCGCUCCGGGGCAGGACUACGCGUCUCCCGGUGACCACCAGUCGCUCUUCAAAUCCAGGUCAGUGUCUGGGGCCAGACAGAUCCCGGAGAAGCGCAAUGGAGAGGCGAGGCGCGCGCAAAUGUUCGGAGGGGCAGGCAGCUUGGAGAGCGGGCCUCCUUCCGUGGGAGUCCCGGCCAGUCCCGCCCUGAGCAGCUCGGCGGAGUCCAGCGACCCGCUCAGCUUGUAUGAGGAGCAGAGCCCGGCAGCCAGCGAAUCCUCACACACCGCGCGCCUCAGGUACACUCGCCCUUCUUCUCCAACACCAUCAGCCUCUCAUUCUUCCUCGUCGGUGUCAUCCUCAUCGUCAGAUGAAGAGUUUGAAGACGAGCGGCUCGACCUGAAUCCAAGCCCCGGGUUUGAGAGUAUGUCUCUCGGCGGCAUGGGCUUCUCCGACGCAGAGCUGGACCGGGACUUGGACUGGAGCUUCGGGGAGUGCGGGGCGGGCUCUCACUUCGACUUCUCCGACUACUGCACCCCAGAGGUCAGCGAGAUGAUCUCUGGAGACUGGCUGGAGUCCACCAUCUCCAACCUGGUGUUCACCUACUGAAAGGUGGAGAGAACCGAGACGCCCCCCC